GUUAUGUCAAGCAGAACCAGGUGCUGAAUUUUCUAAAAAUACCCCAAAUUCGCUAUGAAAUUCAAGAUUUGCUAAUCCAAAUUUACAUAAGGAGCAAUGGCGCUACUGGGGGCCCAAUUGGUGAUAACAAUGGUAAUGAUCAGCGUUAUCCAAAAAUUGGGACCGCAUUAUUCCCUCGCUAGAUGGUUGUUGUGCUCCACUGGCCUCGUUCGAUAUUUAUACCCGACAGACAGCGAAUUGCGGGAGUUGGCGAAUAUUCCGAAAGAAAAAACCAAGAACCGUAAGAAUGCAAAGGGCCAAACGAACGGAACCGCUAAAGUUGAUACCUUCCACAUACCUCGUUCUUUAGAUAUUAAAUUAGACUCUAUAAAAAUUACGAACUUAGAUGUUAUUCAUUUGCGAUAUUACGCCGAAUAUCAGUGGCUGAUUGAUUUUUCUGUGUACGCGUCUAUUAUUUAUUGGAUUACCGAAAUAUAUCAAGUAUGGUUUCCUUUAAAAAAUGAGAUAAACUUAAGCAUGGUUUGGUGUAUUCUAGUGGUGUUAUUUGCAAUUAAAUUACUAUUUACUUUGACUGUACAAUACUUCAAAGGCGAGGAAUCCAUAGGUGAAAGAUCUACUUGCAUUGUUAUGGGUUUCAUCUACUUGCUGAUCUCCAUGAUGGUACUGAUAGUGGAUGAAAGUACCUUAGAAAUCGGCUUGGAAGAUGCUUAUGACAGUUUCAACAAAAGUGCUUCCUCGUUUUUGGAAAAACAGGGCCUUUCAUCGAGUGGCCCAGCGUCGAAAAUCGUGCUAAAAUUCUUCAUAGCCGUUUGGUGUGGAAUUUUGGGCGCACUAUUUACAUUUCCGGGACUUCGAAUCGCAAAAACGCAUUGGGUUCUUCUCAAGUACUUUCAAGACAACAGGUUUAAGCAAUUAUUGCUUAAUUUAACAUUCGCCUUACCAUUCGUUCUAAUUGUUUUGUGGAUAAAACCAGUAUCCAGAUUUUAUUUGACUGAAAGGAUAUUCUCGGGAAGGACCGAACCAUUGAUGUCAGAGGAAAGUUUCGAAUCUUUAAGGCUUUUUUUGGUUGUACUGACAGUAGUUUUAAAAUUAGUGUUAAUGCCGUGGUAUCUACAGGCUUAUUUAGAUAUGGCUUAUCACCGGUUGGAAAACCAGAAAAAAGAAGCCGGUAGAAUUACAAAUAUCGAGUUACAGAAACAGGUAGCUGCAGUGUUUUACUAUCUUUGCGUAGUGACUCUUCAGUAUGCUGCGCCUAUUGUUCUAUGCUACUUCUUCACGCUGAUCUACAAAACUUUAGGAGAAUACAAUUGGAUAGGGGAAUUUCAUAAGCAAAACGUGGUUACCAAUUAUACUAAAUUAAACGAUACUUUAAAGGCGACUGUUCAAGCAGAUGAGAGCAAAAGUAUUCUCGAUUCAGCAGCAGAUUUCCAUUUAACAUUGGAUAGUUUGAAAUCGGUUUUUACAAAAACUGUUUAUAGAGGAUUAUUUGGUUUUGCUACUUGGUGGUGUUUGUUUUUAUAUUUCGCAACGACUUCUUUUGGAUUGGUUUACGAGACAUAUUUUUCAACACUCUAAUUUCAUACAGCCAUUAUUUACAAGUCUGUUGUUAAUACUCUCAAAUGUUUGCCAAUGUUUUUUAAUAAACGCGAGUGAAGUAUGUAAAG
Molecule: messenger RNA, 1664 nt
Organism: Phyllotreta striolata
Lineage: Eukaryota; Metazoa; Arthropoda; Insecta; Coleoptera; Chrysomelidae
Source: the annotation of a GenBank genome assembly